AUGCAGGAAAUAUUAUUAGAUGAAGAGCUUCCAGAAAAUUUGCCAUUCUAUCCAGGACAAAUUAUUGGUACAGGAGCAUUUUCUGUGUGUUCUAGAGUUAGACUUUGUCGAGACCUUCACUCUAAAGAUAUUUUUGCAGUUAAAUUUAUACAUAAAAAUUUAGCUAUUAUAAAUGCAGUCACAAAAAAACAAAUUGCAUGUGAAGUUGCUCUUCAUAAACUUUGUACUUGUCAUCAUAAUAUUCUUCAAUUUAUUGCAUCUAACGAAAAUUCUAACUGGAGAUGGAUUGCUUUGGAAUAUGCAUAUGGAGGAGAUCUUUUUGAUAAAAUAGAACCAGAUUUAGGCGUAGACCCAGAAAUCGCACAUUACUUUUUCAGUCAGUUAAUUUCUGGUGUGAAACAUUUACAUUCGAAAGGCGUUGCCCAUAGAGGUAUACAUUAUUUCCUCUUUAGUUCAAAAGUAACAUAUCUGCAAGAUAUUAAACCAGAGAACAUAUUGCUUGAUGGAGAUGGAAAUCUUAAAAUAUCAGACUUCGGAUUAGCAUCACUAUUCAGAUAUAAUAACCAAACAAGAAAACUUUCUACAACAUGUGGAAGUCCUCCAUAUAUUGCGCCUGAAAUUACAGGUGAAUAUGAUGGAGAAGCAGUAGAUACAUGGUCUUGUGGGAUUGUUUUGUAUACAUUAUUUUUUGGAAAUACUCCAUGGUCAGAACCAACUAACUUUGAUUCUAAUUUUUGCUUAUUUCAAAAACACAAAAAUCAAUUAUAUCUCUAUGAACCUUGGAAUCAAUUAGAUUCAUCAGCAUUGUCACUUCUUCAGGGGCUAUUAACUAUCAAUCCAUCUGAACGUAUGACUCUUAAAAAAGCAUCAAAUCAUCCUUGGGUAAAUAGAAAAAAUUACUUUUUAGGGGAAAAUGGUCUUUGCUGUAAUCCUUUAGUACUUGGAAAUAGACUUAUGAAAAAGUUACAAGUUAAAGGCAGUCAACAAACGCUUUCUUUGGAAACAAUUACAGAAAACAAUAGUACAGAAAACAAUAAUACACCUCCUUUAAUGCAUAAUCAAACAAAAAAUGGAUUUAGUAUAAGUGCUCCUAUUUCUUCGUCUCAGCCUAUUAGAUUUCCAAGUCAAUUUAAAUCUAAUAGUCUUUCUGAUAUUAUUUCUGAAGAUCCUUCGUUGAGUCAAUUCUCACCAUCUACCCAGUUUUUAGAAUCCUUGACUCAACGUGCCCAACGCUUCCAUGAUAUAUGCCCACCUGAGCGUCUCACUAGGUUUUAUUCAACAACGUCAAAUUCUAUUCUUAUUUCUAUACUUCAAAAAGCAUUAGCAAAAUAUUCCAUUAUAAUUCCAGAUACUCUAUUUUUAUCAACAUUAGAUAUAUCUAUUCCAAUUAUAUGUACAGAUAAAAGAAAAUGCCCUCUUCAAGGACAAAUAAAUAUACAUAAAUUAGGAAAAAAUGAUUUAUUUAUAAUUGAUUUUGUGAAAAAUAAAGGUGAUCCUCUUGAAUGGAGAAGAUUUUUUAAAAGCAUUGCUUCUGAAUGUAUGGGUAUAAUAUAUACAGGAUAA
Molecule: messenger RNA, 1563 nt
Organism: Pneumocystis jirovecii RU7
Lineage: Eukaryota; Fungi; Ascomycota; Pneumocystomycetes; Pneumocystales; Pneumocystaceae
Exons: 9
Coding region: 1-1563 (520 amino acids)
Biological process (GO): protein phosphorylation; mitotic G2 DNA damage checkpoint signaling
Cellular component (GO): site of double-strand break; cytoplasm; nucleus
Molecular function (GO): protein kinase activity; ATP binding
Source: RefSeq, a predicted model, not a curated record